AUGCGGCUAGCCCUGUAUUUUAUAUUUAUCACUUCAGUUGAAACAAACAGUGUCUCCUUGAAUAACAUAUUAAAGUUGCUGGAGAAGGAGCUGAACCAUAGGACAGUUCUUCUUUUAGGAAGUUUAAGUCCCAGGAAUUCGUGCUGGACCCAUGAAGCCUUCCGAGAGGAGGUCCCCGUGCUUAACUUCGAUUCAAAUCAAAAUGUCUAUCUGAAAGGUGCAUUUAAUUCAAAGAUACUAGUAUUAGCUUGCCUAAAGGAGAACGAAAAAGGUACAAUGAAGGCCCUCUAUGGCAAUCUCCAGGAUAUGCGAGACACUCCAACCAUACUAUUUGCAUCUUCGUAUAACCACAUUCGUGUUCUGUUCUUGAAUUGUAUCCGUGAAAAAAUGCUCAAUGUGUUGGCACUCAAAGACUCAGAAAGGGAGUUUAUCUACAGCUUUCAGGCGUUUCCAAAAUUUCGCCUUAAAAAACGAAAAGUAAUAGCCGUCCUUCGAUUCUUUGAAUCACAACUCGCGGAUCUGGGGGGCUAUGCGGUUAAGACACUACCCGAUAACUUGAUGCCCCGCACAGUAAUCUACCGAAAUGCAGAUGGAAACCGGAAAAUGGGCGGAUAUCUCAGCCACUUCAUCCGGAACUAUGUGAAGACGAUUAAUGCAUCUCUCCAUGUUUGCUGGCACCUCGUUCCAGAGGAGGGCAUGAGGCAUAUCGGUGAAGUCGUCAGUCUCUCAGAGAUGGAGCACAUUGAUAUUCCGCUUGGCAUUGAUAGCCUUCAUAAUGAGUCAAGCACACAGAUUGUUCCUAUGGAGGUCUCUAGCUGGUUCAUUAUUCUACCCAUGGAGCCUCCCCUCCCUCGAGCUCGUUUCUUCGGUGAGUUCAGAGUGCACUGGCUAAUGCCCGUUAUUGUGCUAGUAACUCUAGUACUGACCAAUGUCCAUCGGAUGGAAGUGGGGUUGAGUCCCAGCUGGCGUUGCUACGACCUGGCAGAUAAGGUCCUCCGAGGAACUCUUGCUCAACCAUUUAUCCUACCCAGAAGACUCUCCGUCAAGUUGAUGUUCCUAUAUUGGUUGGUUCUGAUCAACGGCUUCUUUCUGAGCAACUAUUAUAUGGCCCACUUGGCGACUUGGCUGUUUCACCCACCCACUGUUGAUAAAAUCCUGGACUGGGAUCAAAUGCGCAGCAUGAAGCUGAAAAUCCUUAUUAUCCCAGCUGAGCUAAAAUACUUGACAUAUUCAAUGGGCAAGGGUUUCGUCGAUUCCCAUAGCGACCUCAUUCACCUUACCAACUCGACGGACUUUCAAAGAAGGCGCAUCUCGAUGGAUCAAGCCUACGCCUAUCCGGUUACCCAAUCACUUUGGCCAUUUUUGGACCACUCUCAAGUAAGACUACGGCGGCCCUUGUUCCGCCGAUCGGAAGAGAUGGUUAUUCAGCCCUUCAUCAUUUUGGCCAUGCCGCUGCCAAGGAACUCCGUAUUCUACAAGUCUCUUCUGCGAUAUACGGCUCUGACGCGGGAUAGCGGAUUGUAUUGGUUUUGGCUCAAGCGGAGCUUCACUGAACUAGUGAUCCUCCGUAAAAUCUCAUACAAGGAAGAGAGAUCUAAUGGGUAUUGUGACCUCGAUUGGUGGGACUUUCAGUUCGUUUGGCUGGGCUUUGUGGGAGGAACUAUCUUAAGUUUCUUGGUGUUCGUCUUGGAGCUAGGAUACCACAGGUGGUAAUUGAAGGAAACCUCUCUCUAAAUGGAUUAGCA
This is a messenger RNA of Drosophila eugracilis, 1745 nucleotides long. RefSeq lists its product as uncharacterized. Bases 1 to 1713 code for a protein of 570 amino acids. NCBI's taxonomy places the organism in Eukaryota, Metazoa, Arthropoda, Insecta, Diptera, Drosophilidae. The transcript has a single exon. The record is from RefSeq and is a predicted model, not a curated record.